Molecule: messenger RNA, 612 nt
Organism: Papaver somniferum (opium poppy)
Lineage: Eukaryota; Viridiplantae; Streptophyta; Magnoliopsida; Ranunculales; Papaveraceae
Exons: 1
Coding region: 1-612 (203 amino acids)
Source: RefSeq, a predicted model, not a curated record
AUGGUACAAACUGGUAAAAUUCAAGCCAUGGUAAAUAAAGGUGGAUGUCAACCAAGUCACUUGAUGUUUGCAGAUGACAUUUUCAUGUUUUCUAAUGGGCAUAAGAAGACUCUGCAAAAUUUGAUGGAACUACUAGAUAAAUACCAAAAAGCAUCAUGUCAAGUGGUGAAUAAAGAAAAAAGCAAGUGUUUUGUUGGUGGAGUUUCAGACUUAAGAAGAAAUGAAAUAGAAAAUGCUCUGCAAAUGGAAGUAUCUAUUUUUCCUGACAAAUACUUACGAGUGAUACUUAAUCCAGGCAGAGUAAAAACACAUCAAGUGUGGGGGAUGGUGGAAAUGAUGCAGAACAUGUUAGCUGGAUGGAUGGGGAAACUGCUAGCCUUUUCUGCCAGAUUAACAUUGGUUAAGUAUGUGCUUUGUAGUAUGCCAAUAUACAUAAUGUCAGUUUAUAAAUGGCCCAAAUCAGUAAUUCUUACUUGUGAGAGAAUAAUCAGAAACUUCUUGUGGUCUGGUGAUCCUAAUGUAAAGAAGCUAGUCACGGUCAAAUGGGACCAAGUAAAUGCAUCUAUAGAAGAAGGAGGAUUGGGAUUGAGAAGAUUAGAAGUGAUGAAUUAA